Nilaparvata lugens (brown planthopper) is the source of this 4834-nucleotide messenger RNA. RefSeq lists its product as uncharacterized. Gene Ontology annotation, cellular component: extracellular region. The record is from RefSeq and is a predicted model, not a curated record. NCBI's taxonomy places the organism in Eukaryota, Metazoa, Arthropoda, Insecta, Hemiptera, Delphacidae. The coding region runs from base 16 to 1581 and encodes 521 amino acids. The transcript is spliced from 9 exons.
GCGUCACCGACUGUGAUGCGUUCUCUUCUGAGCUCUGAGCACCUGAACAUUCACUACAGAGAAAUACAGUGCCUUGAGAUACAGUAUACAGUGGUACGACAGAGAGUUACUGCACAGAGAAACGCCGCUGUUGGAAUCGGGCAAAGAGAACAACGCUCGUCAAAACGCCUAGAGAACGUCUUCAGUUCUUGCCCUGCCGUGGAGAGAUAUCCUGUCACGUCUAUGGACAUGAACCGAAUCGCAAGUCUAUCACCGUCUCAUGGUCAUGACUUCCAACCGGCGAACAAGUUGAUUAUGGUCAGAAAAACCGAACAGAGAACUUUUGCAUCUGGAAAAGAAGGAGAGACACCAAAGCUCAAAACAGUUACACGAACAACGGUGCAAACAUUUGACGGCAACAACAAAGUUCUCAGAAAAGUAACUCUGCCAAAGAAAGACAACGACGAAGGUGCAGAAAACGAGUGGAAAGCAUCAUCAACACCAAGAACUCCUGUCAAAAAAACCAGUGGCAUGUCCACCCCAAAGAAAUCAUCAGAAAGUCUGGGAGGCUCUCUGAGGAUGAGCAGAAAUGGAUCAAAGAAUGGACUGGACACGCCCAGACUCAAAGAGCGUCAGCAGAAUGCAACUGUGGGCAAACUUGAAGAGUUUCACGAUGAAUGCUUACAAGCUCACAAUGAAUACCGAAGGCUACAUGGGGUUCCAGAACUGAGGCUCGAUAAAAAGCUUUGCAAAUACAGUCAAGAAUGGGCCGAGCACUUGGCGAAAGUGAAGAACACAUGUCACAGGCCGAAAUCCACGUAUGGAGAGAACAUUUUCUUUUUCUGGUCGAGUAAUCCAAGGGAGCGUGUCAAAGGAAAUGAUCCGGUUGACAAUUGGUACAAGGAGAUCGAGAAGCACACGUUCGGAGUCGAGCCGAAAACAUUGAAAUCAGGUAAAAAUACUUCGAUAAAUUCACGACUUUCGUGUUCUGUUACAUAUUUCUUACUUCUCAUUCAUAUAGGUAUAUCAGAUGUAAAAAUGAAAUUAUUCUUGAUUGAUGUGAGUACCUCACGGUAUUUAUCAGCAUACUUUUUUAUUUCAAGUGGGUUUGAUGAAGAAGAGCUGAAAGAUGAAGAAGAGCUCUCGGAUGAGAAUUUUGUGCACCAGGCUCUACGUCUGCAUAACGAAUUCAGAGCUCGACACUCAGCUCCGCCGCUGCAAUUGAACGCACAGCUCAGCGCCUUCGCUCAGGAUUGGGCGCAGACUCUAGCUCGCACAAGGACAUUCCAUCACAGGCCGAACAACCCCUACGGUGAAAAUCUGUUUGCGAUGCGUUCAUCUGACCCGGUCACAGCGGCCGACGCCUGCCGCAGCUGGUAUGCUGAGUCCGACAAAUACCAUUCCAGCUGGUAUGGCCAGGAACCGGCCCGAUUGGAUGCAGGACACUUUACUCAAAUGGUAUGGCGUGAGAGUGAACUGCUCGGUAUCGGCAAAGCAGUUGACGAAAGUGGACAAGUUAUUGUUGUGGCCAAUUACCACCCGAGAGGAAAUGUCAUAUCCAGGUUCGGAGAGAAUGUCCACAAACCAAGAUCGAAGAAAUAAUUUCAGCUGCCAAGCCAUCCGACCGAAAUUCUUCAACACCGUGCCAAAAUAAAAGACUUCACUUGAUAACCAACGAGCUUUCUUGUAGAUGUCACUCGUGCCUCCAAAGCACGCACAAAGCUUGCACUUGAAUGUGCUCACAUUCAUCCUAUCCAUCUAGUUUCCCAUUCCUCGUCGCAUUGUAAAUACUUCACCAUUUAGAUUUAUUACACUGUAGAAUUAGUGGAAAUUAGAUUUGAUUAUAAAUGAUCUUCCAAUUUUAGGAAUAAUCUACUUCUCCUAAUAUUAUCUCUUAAGCAAUUUCGGAUACCAGUUUUCAUAUUAAUCAUUGUAACAAAUAUUUGUGAUUCGUGGCACAAACUUAAGAUUGCCCCCAUGAUAUACUCAUACACUUACUCUUUACAAGUCAUACUCAUACAUAUAUAAACUAUAAACUUGAGUGUUGAUAGGAAAUGACAUUGGGUAAUACGGCAAGGCAGAACAUCCAAAAGGAUCUCUCCUGCCAAUAAAAGCCAUAAGAAUAAAUAAAUACUCAUACAUAGCCUACACAUUAUAAAGUGAUAGGCCCCUACUCCAUCCUUCAUAAUAUUAUCCAUCCAUCGUUGAUCACAAUUGAGAAUAAAUACGAAAGAGAUAUGUAAUGUAGAAUCAAACAAUUCUGAAUUUUAAAUUUAAUUUUUUUCCUUUAAAAAAUAGUUUAGAUUGACAAAGAGUUUGGAUGAGAAGAAAUUUCAUAAGCCUUGGAAACGAGGAUUUAUUUAGGAAAAUCAUUUAAAUACAACUUGAUAUGGUGGAUGCUUCUUAAAUUCAAUAAUGAUGAUUAUAAUCACCGAUUUUAUUAUGUUCAAUCACAGUAUAAUAAUAAUCCAAAGGAAAUGUUGGUCAGUGAUGGUGAAGUUAGGCCUACAUAUAGUCUGAUUGAAUGUUGUUAUGUUGCAAGUUUGAUUGACGAGUAGAGUUCACAGAAAUGCUUUAAUAAAUUUAUAUACAGUGAUGUGAUUUUUCACAGUUCACACUGUAAACAAGGAAUAUUAAAUGACUGAUUUUCAAACUUUGCUAAAAUUCAUAAAAAUAAGAUGUUGUAAUAAGUCUUACUCCAUUGUGUCCAAUCGUUUAAUACUUGAGAAAGCGAAAUGUGUUUGUCCAUUGAUAUUAUAAUGCUGUGAUUUUCAAUUCAAUGUGUAGAAGUGCAUAGCCUACCAUUGUCUAUCCUCUAUCUAUUAAGCUGCGUAGUGCGUUUACACCAAAGUUAUUAACAAAAUGUUAAUAACUUAAUACUUAUAGAUUCGAUUAGAUUGAACGGAGCUUGACAAACAAGUAUGUUCAAUUUAAUAGAAUUUACAAGGAUUAAGUUAUUAAAAAUUGUGUUAAUAACUUUGGUGUGAACAGAGCUUUAGGAGCCUUUAAUGUUAUUCCAAAUCAAUUAUAUUCCAUCCCCAUUGAUUAUUCCAUGUCUCACCUAUGCAAGUUCCUCAUCAAAAUACAGCUUCUUGUACUCCUUGAAAAUAGUCAUUUUAUAAGGCACUAUUAUGAUGCACAUUUUAUUAAUAAUGUCAUUCGUCUGAACUCUGAAUUUAUAUAUUAUAUAAACUUUGUAAUAAAAUUCCGUCUGUAAAUGAUUGACAUUGUCACCCUUCUGCUAAUUGUGAUGCUUAGGCCUAUAUAGUUGAAUAUCUUUAUGAAAAAUAUCACGUUUAAAGGAUAAUCUUUAAAGCCUAGGUGUUUAGUGAAUUCUUAUUCUCAUCAGGCAUCUUUCUAGUUGCUCGGUGCUCCCGAUAUAAAAAACGGAAUUUACUUUUCAAAUGAGUUCGAAGAAAUUAUAAAAUAUCAAGUACAUCAAUAUGAAUUGAUAACAUGUUCUGCCUUAUAUUUGAUGACAUAUCUUAUUGUUCAUGGUGAAGGAAUCACCCAUCAACUAAUACUCAAUUGCUGACAAUUUCGAUGGUGCCUUCAAUAUUCUAUCAGACUUGCUCAUCAUAGCUUGGAUAUAAUCUAAUUUCAACAAGCCCUUCAUCCACAUUUUUUGCUGACACUUUAUAUAUUCAGUUUAUUAGAAAAUUAAUUUUUCUGUUGCUAUUUCUAUUUACAAAAGUAGUAAAGACAAUAUUUAUUGUAUUAGAAAUAAAACAAAUUAUUUUAUUUCAAUCUCAUUAAAUAAUAUAUGAACCCACAAAAUUUUAAUCGACGAUAUAUACAUAGAGCAAUCACAAAUACUCACUUGUCUUCUAUAAGAGCUACUGAAAUUAUUCAACCACAAUAACACUUUUAUAAAACAUACAUUUUUUUCGGAAAUUAUGUUCGUAUUAAUCAUCGGCAAGUUUCAUGAAAUGGAAAAUGAUCGAUAUAGGCCUAAACUAAUUUCAUUUUGUACGACAAACUUUGUUGGGUGGUGAUUCUUAGUUUAAAAUUUAUAAAUCCAAAUAUAUACAUGAAUAAAACUUUCUACUGUCAGUGCCCUGUUCGUAUCUAGUUGAGUGAGUUGUCAUAAUUCUCUAACCCCCCCCCCAUAAUGGAUAAUAUCGCAUUAUUUAAAAUCAAAACAGCAUUCAAAAAUGUAAUAACUUUGCAUAAUAUUAUUAUUGUAUUUCAAAUAUAUAGUGUACGAUUUCUUUAAAAAAUACAUUCCAGGACAAUUUUCCAUUAUGUUUUAUUCGUUAUUUCCAACAUUAAUUUUCAAUAUUAGACUCACAUUCGCCAUUCCACAAUCAUACAAAAAGUUGUGUUAAAUGUCACCGGAUUAAUUGGAGGAUUGCAUUGCUUAGAGCAAAAAUAAAAAACCAAUAACAUAAUAUCUAACAACUAACAAAAAACUUAAACUAAUAAAUUUGAUAACUCUUUUGUGAAAUACAGCAUAUCUUAAAAUUUAACAUUUUUAACACAUUAGAAUAAGACAUGGCACAUGAAGAAAAAUAUGUUUACAUUCCUUUUGAAUAAGCUUGCAUUUAUGCUACAAUACCGUAAUUUAUAGAAUAGUUUGUUCAUUCAAGAUUCUUGUAUUGAAUAAUGUAUACGUAAUAAUUGAUGGUUAACGUUUAUUAUAAUUAUUGAAUCAUCUGCUUAUUGAUGAUUGAAUUAUUCUCUACUUGAUGAUGGGAAUAUUGGAUAGAGAGUUUAAAGUUUUUGAAUAGUAAGUAUUAUUACACCAAAGAUAUUGUUAGAGCAGCACAAUAGUUGAUAUUCACAUUAUUACUAUAUUGACUGUUGAAUUCUCUAUUGAUACGAAAAUUAUUUGAAUAAAACUGUAAGAAAAUUA